Panthera uncia (snow leopard) is the source of this 1616-nucleotide messenger RNA. It is a transcript of the gene ZNF883, whose product is annotated as zinc finger protein 883. Gene Ontology annotation, molecular function: DNA-binding transcription factor activity, RNA polymerase II-specific; RNA polymerase II cis-regulatory region sequence-specific DNA binding. Gene Ontology annotation, biological process: regulation of transcription by RNA polymerase II. The record is from RefSeq and is a predicted model, not a curated record. NCBI's taxonomy places the organism in Eukaryota, Metazoa, Chordata, Mammalia, Carnivora, Felidae. The transcript has a single exon. The coding region runs from base 614 to 1420 and encodes 268 amino acids.
UGUAUAAUCUUUUGUGUCAUCAUAGCACUAGUUCAUUUUUAUUUUUAUUAUUUUUUUCUGUAACUGAUGAGCGAGUUUUAUUUUUUCCUUUUAUAUUCUAGAGGAAAGAGAUACUGUCUUCUGUUUAAUCCUGGAUACUAUAUCCAAAGUCAGAACAUCAGCUCCAAAGCAGAAAGCUUCUGAAAAACAAAUAGUGUCAUGGCAUGGUUGUAGACAUUUUUCUAAAUGAUGGUUCCUAAAACUUUGCAUUAGAAGAAUUGGAAUUAGAUAACCAGUUUGAGAAACACUAGUAAAACCAAGUUACAAAGAUAAGAGGAAGAUCAUUACUGUAAUAAUUUUGAGGAAAUACUUAACCUGAGCUCAACUCUUUUUAAACAACUGAGAGUUUUCUAAAGAUAAUGACAUAAUCAUGCCAAAAAUGAUGGGAGCUUAAAGCAUAGUUCUGUUUCAGUUGAUUUUUUUAAAGGCAACUUAUAAAUGGAAAAUAGCUUAUUAGAUAUAAAAAAAGAUGAAUUUUUACCUCAAACUUUACUUAUUCUGGAAACAAUUUAAAAAAUGUAAAGCCAUAUUUCAGUGCUAAUGGAACCUGAGAAAAUCUUUGUGAGAGAGAAACAUGAAUGGAAAAUGUGGUAAAUCCUUCAGCCGGACCACUAAUCUUAUUCAACAUCAAAGAAUACACACUGAAGAGAAGCCUUAUGAAUGUAAUGAAUGUGGAAAAGCGUUUAGUCAGAGCACUAAUCUUAUUCAACAUCAAAGAGUCCAUACUGGUGAGAAACCUUAUGAGUGUAAUGAAUGUGAAAAAACAUUUAGUUAUAGGUCAUCCCUUAGAAAUCAUGAGAGAAUUCAUACCAGAGAAAAACCCUAUCCUUGUCAUGAAUGUGGGCAGGCUUUUAGCCAUAUUUCAGCCCAUACUCAACAUCACAGAAUUUAUACUGGAAAGAAACCAUAUGCGUGUACUGAAUGUAGGAAAACUUUCAGCUGGAGCACACAUCUUAUUGAACAUCAGGGAAUUCAUUCUGGGGAAAAAUCCUACCAAUGUAAGGAAUGUCGCAAAGUUUUUUGCCAUAGCACAUCACUAAUCCAACAUCAGAGAACUCACACAGGAGAAAAGCCCUAUAAAUGUAAUGAAUUUGGAACAGCCUUCAGUCAUACCCCAGCCUUCAUUCAACAUCAGAGAAUUCAUAUGGGAGAGAAUCCCUAUGAAUGUAAUGAAUGUGGAAAGGCCUUCAAUUGGAGCGCACAUGUUACUCAACACCAGAGAACUCAUACUGGAGAGAAACCUUAUGUUUGCAAGGAACGUGGAAAGACCUUCAGCCGAAGAACACACCUUACUGAACAUCUAAAAAUUCAUUCUGGGGAGAAACCCUAUCGAUGUAAUCUAUGUCAAAAACUAUUUUGCUAUAGAACAUCAUUAAUUUGACAUCAGAGAACUCAUACAGGAGAGAAACCCUACCAAUGUAAUGAAUGUGGGAAAUCUUUCGGCUUAAGCUCAGCCCUUACUAAACAUAAGCGAACACACACAGGGGAGAAACCUUAUCAAUGUAAUAAAUGUAGUGAUGUUUUUUGUCAUGGUACAUAAUUUAAUUUGAUACCAAAGAAUUCAUUUUAGAAAUGAA